Daucus carota subsp. sativus is the source of this 1370-nucleotide messenger RNA. Its product is annotated as U-box domain-containing protein 4. The coding region runs from base 145 to 1230 and encodes 361 amino acids. The record is from RefSeq and is a predicted model, not a curated record. The transcript is spliced from 2 exons. NCBI's taxonomy places the organism in Eukaryota, Viridiplantae, Streptophyta, Magnoliopsida, Apiales, Apiaceae. Gene Ontology annotation, molecular function: protein binding.
UUUACUUAUGUUGCUUAACGCCACGGCAGCACCUCUCGCUUGUCGUAUUUCUCUUCACAACCUUACGUUUCCCUUUAAGAUAUUUUCUUCUCAUAUUAUUAGCUCAACAAACAUUUCACCGACGAGUUAAUUAUUGAGAGAGUAAUGGAGUGCAGUUCGACUGUGCAUGAAACUCUGAAGCUCAUCAAAUCUCGUGAUCCUUGUUCCAAGAUUUACGCGGCUAAAGAGAUUCGGCGUCUAGCUAAGUCAUCGCAACACUCUCGUCGUCGGUUUUAUCCGGCUAUUGAGCCUUUGGUCGAUAUGCUCCGUUCGGAUUGCCUUGAGUUUAAUCAUGCUGCUAUUCUUGCACUCCUCAAUCUGGCCGUCAAAGAUGAAACCAACAAAAUCAGAAUCAUUGAAGCCGGUGGCCUGGAACCAAUUAUAGGUUUUCUAAAAUCAGAACAUCAAAAUAUGCAGGAGCAUGCAGCUGCUUCUUUGCUAACACUGUCCGCUUCUUCAGUCAACAAGCCGACCAUUAGUGCUUCUGGGGCUAUUCCUCUUCUUGUAAAUAUCUUAAGAUAUGGAAGCCCGCAGGCCAAGGUUGAUGCUGUUAUGGCUCUUUAUAAUCUCUCAACUCUCCCUGACAGCCUUAAUUUAAUUCUUCAAGCAGAACCUGUUCCCUCCAUAGUAAACUUGCUGAAGACAUGUAAAAAAUCUUCAAAACUAGCUGAAAAAUGUAUCGCACUUCUAGAAACAAUAGUUCAAUUUGAUGAGGGCAGAAAUGCAUUAAUAUCUGAAGAUGGUGGAGUACUUGCAGUUGUUGAAGUGCUUGAGAGCGGAUCUCUUCAUAGCCGAGAACAUGCAGUUAGCACACUUCUGAUCAUGUGUCAGAUUGAUCGAUGUAAAUACAGGGAACCAAUACUGAGAGAAGGUGUAAUCCCAGGGCUUCUUGAGCUCACUGUCCAAGGAACAUCCAAGUCUCAGCCAAAAGCAAAAACGCUAUUGCAGUUACUGAGAGACUCUCCUUACCCGCGAUCUGAGAUUCAGCCCGACACACUAGAGAAUAUUGUGUGCAAUAUCAUAUCUCAAAUUGACGGUGAAGAGCAAUCUGGAAAAGCAAAGCAAAUGUUAGCUGAGAUGGUGCAGGUUAGCAUGGAACAGAGUUUACGACAUUUACAACAGAGAGCCAUGGCUUGCACACCUGCUGAUAUGCCUCUUACUAACUGUGCUUCUGAAGUUUCUUCAAAAUGAUAGAAUUGGCUUUCAGGAUUAUCCAUCUUCUUGUAAUUAUGUUUGGGUAACAAUAACAGGUGGCAGUUGUUGCCAGUCCAGGACUACACGAGGGGUACCAAGUGACUGGUUCUAUUAAUAAAAACUGUGUCAUUGGUGAA